Fusarium sp. VM40 is the source of this 951-nucleotide messenger RNA. NCBI's taxonomy places the organism in Eukaryota, Fungi, Ascomycota, Sordariomycetes, Hypocreales, Nectriaceae. The record is from the annotation of a GenBank genome assembly.
AUGUCACCGAAACCCUCAUUCGAUUCUCUCCCACUACGUAAAGAUGGCCCUCGCGGAAAUGCCUGGGGCCUUUUUGGCGAUAACGACGAAUGUGGUAUGCUCAAUCUCCUGACGCCUGAGGUAGUAGCCAAGGCUGCAGCAGAAAUACGAGACGGCGUUCGUGUCUCGACUGACUGGCCCCUCGAUCGAAUGUCAAGACCGUGUUUUGGUCGCGCACCUUUCAAGCACGAGAUAAAGACAAAGUCCCCUCGGGCUGUGAACGAUGAUACUUUGACAUUCAAUACGCAGAGUAGUUCUCAAUGGGAUGGCUUUAGACACUAUGCGUACCAGAACGAGAAGGUCUGGUUCAACGGAAAGACUCUAGAUGAUCUUUUAUCGAGUGAUGUGAAUGGAACCCAAGCUUGGGUCAACCGAGGUGGUAUUGUGGGACGUGGGGUGCUACUCGACUAUGCAGCUUGGGCAGACAAGAAUGGCAUAGAGAUAACCCCUUUUGAGACAAAGUCGAUCACCGUCUCAACCUUGAAGGAAGUUGCUGAGAGUCAAGGGACGAAGUUUCAAGCAGGAGAUAUCCUGUUUAUUCGAUCUGGAUGGACCCGAGCAUACGAGAAACUCUCCGACGAAGAGUGUAAGACUUUGGCAGACUACCAAGUCCCACCAGCGCAUGGGAUAGAGUCUUCCGAAACGACCCUCCGAUGGCUCUGGGAUAAUUCCUUCUCAGCAGUGGCUGGCGACCAUCCCAGUAUGGAAGCAUGGCCGUGUCAGAAUACUGAUUUCUUUCUUCAUGAGUGGCUUUUGGCGGGCUGGGGUUUGCCCAUUGGGGAGUUAUUUGAUCUUGAGAGGCUGAGUAAAGAGUGUCAAAAACGCCAACGAUGGACCUUCUUCUUUUCCAGUAUGCCUCUUAAUGUACCCGGGGGCGUUGCAAGCCCACCGAAUGGUGUUGCUAUUUUCUAA